AUGACCUAUCUCUGCUCUGUUGUUGCCGAGAGACGAUACGCUGUCUUCUGUUUACGUCUGUACAUGGAGUGGUAAUAAAUCUCUUGAAAUGGUGUAGACUGAGCAGGAAACAUCAGCCAUGGAUUUGGAAACAAUUGAGGAGAUAGAUGAUGCAGCUCUCUCAGAGUUCGGUAAGGAGACUGAGGAAAAAGAAAAACUUGAAAACGAGUCUGAAGACCAGAAUACAGAAGAGCCUGAUGGAGAUGAUGAAAAGAAAGAUGAAGACCCUUCAGGGAAAAGAGAGGAUGAGAAUGCAAAUGAAAUCAUUUUGACUUCAGGCGAAGAACCUCAGCCUGUAAAUGCAGUUGUGGAUUCAGAUAUGCAGACAUGUGGUCCGGAUGACAUACCUGAAGUUAGUCAAGAAAUCCCCCAAGAAGACAAUGUUGAACCAGUGCCAGUAGAUGUUAGUACUUUGGUAUACAGGGAUACUCACGGCAGGUUUUGCCUAGAUUUAUCAGAAGAGGACAUCAGUGUAAUACCUCCAGAUACCUUUGAACUGGACUUCUUGAAUUACUUAUCAGUGACUUGUUUACCUCUUUAUGAGAUCCCAUCUGGUCUUAGCUACCUUCAACAGCUAGAUUCAUUGACAUUGAGGGAGUGCUCGCUAACAGAGUUCCCCGGGAGUAUCUGUGCAUUGCCGCUGUUGGAACAUUUAGACUUGAGUGGAAAUGAAAUCCAAGAGAUUCCGACAGAGAUAAGAAUGCUGUCCUCGUUGCAGCAAAUUGACCUAUCCGACAAUCAACUAACUGCCCUACCAAAUGAAUUCUGCCACCUGCGGAAACUCAUCUGCGUCUUUCUCUCCCAAAACAAACUGACCAGUCUGCCAGCCAACAUCUCACAUCUCCGCAACAUCCAAGUCUUGGAGAUGAACAACAACAUGUUGAAGUGGUUGCCAAAACAAGUCUGCCUCUUGGAUCAGCUCGUAAAGCUCAGUCUCUGUGGGAACUACCUUCAGACAUUGCCAGCAGACAUCGAGUACCUCUUUAACCUGCAGGAGUUGCAUCUUGAACAGAACAGCUUCUUCUACCUCCCCAUCCAAAUAUAUUGGCUCCCAGAAUUAGAGGAACUGUACCUCAGUCAGAAUCACAUCCAGGAGAUAUCCUCAGAGAUUCAGAAGCUCACUAAGCUUAGGGUUCUAGAUCUUGGUACCAAUGAGCUCAACACCGUUCCGCAAGAGAUUUGUCUUCUUUUAAAUCUGGUAUUUCUUGGUCUUGGCUCAAACAGGCUAACAUCCCUCCCAGACAACAUGAACAGACUUUACAAGUUGGUAGAAUUCUUAGUAGGAAACAAUGAGCUGACUGAAAUCCCUGAUGACCUAUCGCUCCUGUCACAGCUUCAAGUUCUGGAUCUGUCCAACAACCAUAUGUCAGAACUACCUGUUGAGAUUGCUAGUCUAAAGCAGGUGAAUGUGCUGUCACUACAGGGCAACCAGAUCUCUACAUUUCCACCUGGUGCUUGCCUUCUCAGUAAAUGUGAAGAGUUGUCCUUUGAUAGGAACCUUCUCAGUAGACUACCCAGUGAGGUGAAGCAUAUGAAAUCUCUUCAGAGUGUAACCAUAACCAACAACAGACUCACGCAAUUCCCAAAGGAGCUAUGUGAAGUGAGGACUCUUCAAUUCUUAGAUCUGAGUCAGAACCUCAUCAGCUCAGUACCUGCUUCAGUGCGACGUCUACAGAACCUUGAGAAGUUCAUUCUUAACGAGAAUACAUUCACAGCCAUCACUCCAGAGAUGUGUACGCUCAAGAACCUGGUCUCCCUCAGCAUGUCAGAUAAUCAGAUAACAGAGAUCUGUGAAGAGGUCAGCAUGUACCAACGGUUAGAAGCCCUGGAUCUCUCAAACAACCAGUUCCCGGUCUUUCCUCCAGAGAUCUGGACCAUCUCGCGGCUCAGGAUCCUUCACUUCAUCCAGGAGAAGGGUUUGAAGGCAUCCUUCCUGCAGCCUGCCAUCUACAACUGCCAGGACUUGGAAGAGAUCUAUGUACAGCACAACUGCCUUACCAUGAUCCCAAACACCAUUCGAUCCCUCUCCAAACUCAGGAUCUUUUGUGCCUCAGACAACUGCCUCAUGGACAUCCCGGAGGUGUUCUGUGAGCUCAAGAACCUGGAGGUUCUGAAGCUUGAAAGAAAUCGAAUCAAGUCACUGCCAAAUAACUUUGAGAUGUUGAGCGAGCUACGAGUGUUGAGGCUGGAUACCAAUCCUCUGGCUCACCCACCAAGUGAGGUAUGUGAAGGAGGUGCCAUGGACCAAAUCACCAGCUUUAUCAGGAAAGCAGAUGAAAGAGAGGAGGCUUUGCUGUGCAAGAUGUUCACAUGUGUGGCAGCUAACCUGAGAGAGAGGGAGGCCCAUGACCUGAUGCGUGUCUUUCACUUCCCGAAGGAUGUCAUGACCUUGAUGGAGAGGUCACAUAGAGGAUCCACUCCAGACGCCCUCACCAUGUCUGUCGUCAAACGAUGGCGGGAAGAGAAAGGUCAUGCAGCAUCCCCCGAUGAACUGAUACGCUACGUUGGGCUUAUUGAUAUGCCAGUGGUGACCAGCAAACUGAGGACCAUUCGUGUGGAUUCACAGGUUCAUCGCUUGUGAGUUCAUCAGAGCUGUAUGUAACUGUAUGUAUCUUGGACCAUGCAUUGACUAGCUUCUCCAGAUGAACUAAUACGCUACGUUGGGCCGAUUGAUAUGCCAGAGGUGAGAAUUAAAUCUGUGUUCACCAAAUCCUGCAAGGUGAUGGAUGAGUGUGAGGUAACAUCUGAUAUUCUCAUUGGAGCUAACAAGGAUCCAUGAUAGGGAAUUCUCUUUCUUACCUUUUCUUACAUGAAAUAAAGUUAAGCUGGUUGUAGGCAAACUUAUUUUGUUUGUAUGUGCUGUAGAUAAUAUGGUCAUGUUACUGUGCUGUUUCUGAUGUGGUAAAGCACCGUAGGUGGUAACAGUUUUCUUGAAUAGUGUACAUACAUGUAGGCAGCUAUCAAAUGUUGAGAAUCGAUCAGCACUGAUUGGUUUCAAGUACUUGAAGAAUAUAUUCAUGUUAUGUUUAACAAUGCGUUUCAAGUAUCAUUCAAAAUGUAAGGAUUCUGAAAGGGAAGUAUGAAAGAGAGUGCAUUGGAAAAAGAUGCAUAUCGCAACAAAUUCAUACUGUGGAAUCUAAAACGAAAGACUGUGUUUGUAAAGUGACCAAAAAAGAAAUAAAAAGAUGUAUAUGUUUAUGACAUUAAAUUGAUGAAAGUUAAAUGAACUUACUAACAAAAUUAAUGAAUAAAUUAAUUAUAUAAUGAUAAUAAUUGAUUGAUUAAUCAACCAAUAAAAAUGAAUUAAUAGAUAAAUAUAUUUAUAUAUAUAAAAAUAUAUAUAAUUAAAUAAAUACCCAAUGUGUCUAGAUGAGGAAGAAUUCAGUUUCCGUCUGAAAUGAAAGCUAUAUUUCUUUGUGUGUAACUAUUUCCUGUAAAAACAAGGAAGUUAGAUUUUAUCAUAUUCAUAACCUAGAAACUGUGUUAUAUAUUGAUAGUCAAACAACCACCACCACCACCAAGUAUCUGAACAUCGAAUGUCUUCAAGUUGUCUUCUCGCUGCUUCAAGAAAUAAAUAAAAACUCAGUUUUCUGUUAAAGUGCCUUCUUUUAAUUCAACCAAAGUAUUUUUCACACUUAAAGAGUUGAUAUUCUUUUAAUUUGACAGCUGUUUCAAGAAAUAAAUUGAAACUCAAUCAUCUACUCAGGUGCCUUAUUUAUUUCAAGCAAAGCAUAUUCACAUUGUUUGGUCAGUAUUCAGUUUAUCACACUAUUAGAUUGUGUAUUACAUGAGGUUACACACUGUAUUAACAUUGCUUUAUAUAAACAUUUUUUUUUUUUUUUUUUUGUAUACCGGUAGACUUUUAUUAAUAUAUUUGUGUUAGCUGCAGGUAGACUCUAUUGAUAUUGAGCUUCCAAUUUACCCCAGCGGGGAGAGUAUAAUUUAUAUAUUAUUUACAAAUGGUAUCUCACUUCACUAGGUUGAGAGAAAUAAGAAGAGAAUGUUGAACAUUAGACAGUGGUACACCUUCUUCCCAUGACAACUUUUUUUCUAUUGUUAGUCUUGAAUCAGUGUUUGACAUGGGUAUCAUGAUUCUCACAAAGCACUGUGCUACUUAUGUAGUGUAAGCAACGAUGAUGAUUACGAUUUACUUUUCCUCAAAUACCCACACACAUCCAUACGCACACAAAGAGUAGUUACCUUAAUACCUCAGUCAAACCAACGAGACCAACACCUGACUGACUACACACCAAACCAACAAAUAUAUAACCCCCUUACCCCCUCCUCCCCCAGUGACCAACACCUGACUGACUACACACCAAACCAACAAA
Messenger RNA from Strongylocentrotus purpuratus (purple sea urchin), 4370 nucleotides. RefSeq names its product leucine-rich repeat and death domain-containing protein 1 (gene lrrd1). NCBI's taxonomy places the organism in Eukaryota, Metazoa, Echinodermata, Echinoidea, Camarodonta, Strongylocentrotidae. Gene Ontology annotation, molecular function: protein binding. The transcript has 6 exons. Bases 119 to 2620 code for a protein of 833 amino acids. The record is from RefSeq and is a predicted model, not a curated record.